Messenger RNA from Acipenser ruthenus (sterlet), 1026 nucleotides. RefSeq names its product ergosterol biosynthetic protein 28 homolog. The transcript is spliced from 5 exons. The record is from RefSeq and is a predicted model, not a curated record. Lineage: Eukaryota; Metazoa; Chordata; Actinopteri; Acipenseriformes; Acipenseridae. Gene Ontology annotation, cellular component: endoplasmic reticulum; membrane. Gene Ontology annotation, molecular function: protein-macromolecule adaptor activity. The coding region runs from base 196 to 627 and encodes 143 amino acids.
UAACGACCUGGUGGUGUUACAUUGGACGUCUAUGAUUAGCCAUGACACGUGUCUAUCACACUAAACCUUACGAAAUAAUAACAUUUCAGCCAAAGGACUCGUCGCAUUUCUGACAAAAGUUUUUACAAAUAUAGCCAAUUAAUACCUGAGGUGGUACGCUGUUAAGUGGUUUGUAGGUACCAGACGUGUGCUGAAAUGGGUCGGUUCCUUAAUGUGCUCCGCAGCUGGCUGGUAAUUGUGUCAGUGAUUGCCUUGGGAAAUUCAGUCCAGAGUUUUCGCGAUCACAGCUUCCUCUCGGAGAAACUAUACACCGGAAUGCCAGAGUUUGUAAAUGGUCUUCAAGCUCGAACCUUUGGAAUCUGGACCCUUCUCUCCUCUGUCAUUCGAUGUGCCUGUGCAUUGGACAUACAGAACAAAACAUUGUAUCACAUCACACUGGGUACCUUUGUUCUGGCUCUUGGUCAUUUCCUGUCCGAGGCGUUUAUUUACAAAACUGCUCCACUGACAAUUGGUGUUAUGGCACCUCUAAUAGUAGCAAGUGUUUCUAUCGGUGGGAUGCUGAUUGGUUUUCAGUGUGUGGCAGAGCCAGAGGAAGUGAUGGGAGCCCGUCAGAAAAAAAGAAACUGAAUGUCUGGGAGGGGGGGAUGGACAGGAGAAGGUUCAGGAAAAAAUGUAAUUACUGUGCACAUCUUAACCUCUAUAUAUAUAUAUGUAUUAACUUGAAACAAAUCUUACUGCUGACACCUCCUGGCAUGUCAAAGUUUCUAGAUGGCGCCUUGUAUUUAAGCUUGCAUCUUACUCGACGAUGUCCUCUCCCUUCUGGUGAGGUACGUUGUUUAUUGUCUUACUACGUGGUGUGUGCAUGAGUACAUGUUGGACACAAUCGGGACACUAUUACUUGCAGUGACAUACACAAGCCAGGGGCAUGUUGGAUUUAUUGUUUACCGGUAUAUGUACGUAAUAGAAUCAAGACCAUUUUUAAAAAAAUAAAUAAAUAAAAUCCAUAAAAAUAAACUGUUAAAUAUG